Molecule: messenger RNA, 2847 nt
Organism: Aphanomyces invadans
Lineage: Eukaryota; Oomycota; Saprolegniomycetes; Saprolegniales; Verrucalvaceae
Exons: 9
Coding region: 31-2127 (698 amino acids)
Molecular function (GO): protein binding
Source: RefSeq, a predicted model, not a curated record
GGCCAACGUGGGCGGUUGGGUUGACCGACCAUGUCGACGGAGACGUACAGCGCAAGCGCACGGUCCCUGAUCAGCGGGCCGUCGAAGAGAGGAAUUGGAUCGACCUCGCCAACGCAUAAUGGCACCAAUGCGACCAAUGCGGCGAAUACUUCCAUUUCCACCGUUGGUGGCUUCUACGUCAGCGUGAUGGAAAGCGCCAAGGCGUCGUCGUCAUCGUCGCAAGGGCUCCAUUCGCCGCGCCCCAAGCAACGGCAUGACCGCAUGAAGGCAUCGUCAUUGAACCCUUGUAUUUCCAACGACGGAUUGUUUCAUCUCGACGCGAUGGGGCUCGUCAUGCAUUCGGCGGAAAUUCUCAAACAUUUGGGUGUCGAACGAGGCGAUGUCGAUGGAAUCGUGACGUUGAUGCGAUCCAAGCCACAGGAAGACCGCGUCCAAGUCGUGUGCGUGCAUGAGCUGCUGUACGUCCUGCGCCACGACCCCUCCGACUACACGCUGCAAACGCUCAUGACGGACAACAUCACCCCAUUUCUGCUCAAACUCGUGCGCGAGUUUCGGUUCCACACCGUCCUUCAAACCGAUAUCAUGCACGUGAUGCUGUUGCUGGCCAAACUCGCAGUGGAGCACGCCCAAGUGUUAGUGCGGGAAUCAGCGGGGGCGUUAAUUGCAAAGACAAUGGCCUUGCACCCCAAUGAGGAACGACUUACGCAGUACGCCACGUCGCUGCUUCAAACCCUGAGAACUAUGGCGGUAUCGACGGGUGCGAAGCCUGGAAAGCCCUCCGCAUUCGAGAUUGCCUACUUUAGCAACGACUCGUCGCCGACAAGGUCGCCCGCGGCGCUGUGGGCCCCAGCCACGGGGGAGUCUAGCUGCACAAAGCACCACGCGAGCCCCCUCGAGCCAUUUCAAUUGGUCAGUGCAAAAUCGCAAGCACUGGCCGAGCGAAGCCGCACCCCCGAGCUGUCGCAUUCAAGACUUCGACGUGUGUUGUCAAGUCCCAAAGUGCCGACACUAACUGCCAACGGCACGACGUUGGCGUUCGUUAGCUCUGGAAGGACCGUGGACGACUUGGCACCGGCGCCACUGCUUCGCCCCGAAAGCUGUCCGACUUUCGAUCAGCUGACGAUUGAAGUCACCUGCGCCGAUUUACCGUGCAAACCGUCGUCGAGCCAGUCGACUUUGCGACGGAAGAAUCGUUCGUCCAUCAAGCGCUUGACGCCCAUGGUGUUGGCGUCCCCGACACUUGGCGCUUACCGCUCGUCCCCGCUAUUUGUCGAGCCCAUCGCCACAGCCAAGCGAGUCGACGCAACCCACGGAAAAAUGAAGCAACUCGUCAAGCGCAGUGGCUCGACUGGCAAAAGCAGUCCCGGUAGCCGGCUGACGGCUGAGUCUUCGGCCUCAUCUAGUGCGCCUGCAAUGCACCCACAUGAAACCAAUAACGAAGUCGAAGCACGAUCAACAACCAAGCCCCCCAGCCAGAAAAAAUUCUCUCCCACCACACUCAGAGACCAUCGGGCAGCCAAAUGUUUGCAGCGCUACUUUCGUCGAAUUCUCAAAGUCUCCACGCCGCAGCAGCUCGACAACGAGACAUUCCCCGUUGCGACAUCCGGAAUGGCCAACGCUCCGCCGCAGCACCCCGACGACGACGCUUCGUUGGACGUUAAGCUCAUACAGCGUGACGAAAACGAGUACUUGCUCCGGACAGUCCAAGCGUCGUUCUGUCGUGGCCUGCAUCUUCACUCCCAGUACAACUACGACGCCGCGCGAGAAGCGUACGAGAGCGCCUUGGACAUUCCAACGAGUGGAUCGUUUGCGUCGGUCGUGGUAAACGUUGGAGCGACGUAUCUCAGCCAGGGCCAGUACGACAAGGCGUUGGAAGCGUUUGAGCUGGCCAAUGCGAUGCACCCGCACCACCCGAAAGCCAUGUACAACGCGGGGUUGGCGCACUGGCACUUGGGCCGCCCAGAUGUGGCCGCGUCCCUCGUACGUCACCACCUUCUUCCUCGUUUUACCGCAGUGGCAAUGACGUUUGCACAGUUUACGUCCGUCUUGGCCACCGACCCGUCGCAUGCCAAAGCUAUCUUUGCACUGCACCUCCUCCGUACGCAGUUUCACGUGACUGUGUCCUGAUUCAACUCACGAAGUGCCUUACCACCAAGUGCCAUUGACCGCUGGUGUUUGGACGAGCAAUGGCUAAACAAUAUUCAACGGGAUUGAGCAUGAGUUUAGGUCAUGCACAUGCCGCUUCUUGCCGUGCCGCCCUGGAUCUGGGCGUCACCCGGCAGGGCCACCUAAUUUCGAGUGGUUUAGCCGACGAACCGGGCGGGAUAUGGAUAGAAGUGACAUAAAUUACGGUCACAUUCACAAAUUAAGACUGUAUCGAUUCGAGUUGAGUCUUGAUUAAGUUGAUGACGCAGUUGAAGGCUGGGAUAGCAAGGUAGCCAUAUCUGGCUUGUCGAAGAGCGUGGCAAGAUCUAGUGGUGUCUGUUGCAUUUUGUUGAGACUUGUGACCGCUGCGCCAUGCCGUAAGAGGAGACUCACGCACUUGCCAUACCCUAAGUAAGCAGCCUUGUGCAACGCCGUGUUGCCGGACGAGUCGCAGACGUUGACGUUGGCGCCAUGACGUAGGAGGAGGUCCAGUGCCGCCACUUGGUUAGCUUUCACAGCCCACAGGACGAGCGCCCAGCCUGAGUCCUCGUCGAUAAAGUUGACAUCUGCUCCGCUUGCAAUCAACUCCACGAUUUGCGCUGUCGCGCCAUCGCACACGGCAUCGCGCAGGUCCUCGCUGGGUGUGUUGGUGCUCAUUGUUUCGUUUGGGCGGUUUCUGUUCGAAACGGUCUUGUUCAAAAU